AUGCACUACCCAUCAUUCCUCCUUGCCGCCCUCUUGGCCACCAUCCCUAGGGCCAGCGGAGAAUGCCACCGCUCUGGAGAAACAUGGGGCGGAGACAAAUUCACUGCCAUAGAAGCAGCUCAGCGCCUUUGCACCGACGGUAGCUUGGCCGAGACUGACUAUAGAUAUGGAGAGUUCAAAACCUUCUGCGUCAAUCUGAGCACCUUGAAGAAGGUAGACUUUACGGUCCUGGUCGGAAGAAACGUGAUUGGGGAUGGCUUGCGUAUUUCCUCGGCUGAUUGCACCGAUCGACUGCACAGGGAGAUCAAUGGCUGCGAUCAUGGGGGCAGAUCUUCGUAUGAACAAGGAACAGGCCCUGAAGGAACCAAUGUUGUCUGGGAUUUCUCCGCUGAUCCCGGCUCGGGCCAGUGUGCUUAA
This is a messenger RNA of Fusarium fujikuroi IMI 58289, 417 nucleotides long. RefSeq lists its product as uncharacterized. The transcript has 2 exons. NCBI's taxonomy places the organism in Eukaryota, Fungi, Ascomycota, Sordariomycetes, Hypocreales, Nectriaceae. The record is from RefSeq and is a predicted model, not a curated record. The coding region runs from base 1 to 417 and encodes 138 amino acids.